UAUUGACCAAAGUGCAUCACCGGUAAUGAUUAGCUAUUAGCUUGUUCUAAGAAGAAGAAAUACGAAUUCUCUUCGUCUGUAUUUACGCUAUUAACGUUGUCUGCUAGAAUUAUUAUUAUGUUGUUGUAAUAACGCUCCGGCGCCGCUAAAUCUUACAAAAUUCUGACCCAGUGUGGAACUGCACCGUCAUAAUGUCCUGCGUGUACCUCCUCCUGCUGCUGCUGCUGGGUGUGGGAAUCUCGGCGGUGGAAGUCCAACGACCUCGCGGUGUCCCUUUAUCAAAACGGCAGUUCUAUGAGGAAGACAAACCUUUUACUUGUCUGGAUGGCUCCCGCACUAUUCCCUUUGACAGAGUGAAUGAUGACUACUGUGAUUGCCAGGACGGCUCUGAUGAGCCAGGUACUGCUGCUUGUCCAAAUGGCAGCUUCCACUGCACCAAUGCAGGUUUCCGACCAGCCUUCAUCCCUUCCUCGCGCAUCAAUGAUGGAAUCUGCGACUGCUGUGACACAACAGAUGAGUACAACAGUGGUGCUGCCUGUCAGAACACAUGCAGGGAGUUGGGGCGCAAAGAGAGGGAGAGCCUGCAGAAGAUGGCAGAGAUUGCUAAGGAGGGCUUUCUGCUUAAACAACAACUUAUCCAGGAGGCCAAGAGGGGUCUCGAGGACAAGAAGGCCAAACUUGCAGAUAUUCAGGUCAGUAAGAAGGAUCUGGAAGAGAGGGUGGAGGCUCUUAGAACUGUAAAAGAGACUGCAGAACAGCCAGAGAAAGAAGCCAAAGAGCUCCAUCUGAAGGCCUGGGAAGAUGAAAAAGCUCUCAUUCGCAUGGAGAAGGACAAAGCUAGAAUGGCCGAGGUGUUUCUUGAACUGGAUGAUGAUGCAGAUGGCUUUGUCUCAGUGGCUGAUCUUCUGUCCCAUUCUGAGCUCGACCCAGAAUCAGAUGGUUCAUUCACGGAAGCAGAGGCUCAGGGAUUGUUGGGAGGAGUGGACAAAGUCGACACAGUAGCAUUUGAGUCUGUUUGGAAUAACAUCAAAGAAAAAUAUAUAUCAGAGGCCAAUGCAGACACCCCAGCACCAGUGGACACUCCUCAGGAGGAGAUUAGGGAGCCAGUUCCCGACAAUGACUCUGAGCAGUACCCUGAAGAUGACAUCCCAGAGGAAGAGGAGGAGGAUGAUGACGAGGAUGAAGAUGAUGACCCAGAUGAGGUGGACUAUAAGAGCCCUCCUACGAUACAGACUCAAGAAAAGAAAGAUGACGAUGAGGGGACUAUGCCACCUUUCGACCAACAAACGCAGGACCUCAUUGAUGCUGCUCAGAAAGCCAGGGAUGCAUUUGAUGAGGCUGAGAGAGCUCUCCGAGAAGUGGAUGAUCAGAUCAAGAACCUUGACAAGGAAAUCUCCUUUGACUUUGGUGCCAGUGCUGAGUUCGCCUACCUCUAUAACCAGUGUUAUGAGUUGACUACUGGCGAGUACAUCUACAGGCUUUGCCCGUUCAACAGAGUAUCCCAGAAACCCAAGUUUGGUGGAUCAGAAACUAACCUGGGAACAUGGGGGAAAUGGGCAGGUCCUGAGGAUAACAUCCACUCUGUGAUGAAGUAUGAACAUGGAACAGGCUGUUGGCAAGGCCCUAACAGAUCCACCACGGUUAAGUUGACAUGUGGAAAGGAGACAGUUGUGACAUCUACCUCAGAGCCUAGUAGAUGUGAGUACCUAAUGGAGUUCACCACCCCAGCUGUCUGCCAGGAGCCCGAGAGCCUGGAUUCACUGUAUCAUGGGCACGAAGAGCUCUAGAUUCACUUGAUUUGUUGUUCUUGAGGGACCACAGUCACUGCAGAAGUUGCUACACCAUGAGCGGCACCACAUUGGCUUCAGUUAACAAUCAAGAAUAAACUGUGGAAAUUCCAAUGAGCAGUUAUGUUGUCUACACAUCUAAUUUCCACUGCUCCCUAUUGUGUUAUUGUUUCUCAGAUUUGUGUUAAAUGUAGUCAUUCCAUUGCUUUCAAAUAAAGUUCCUUUUAUCAUA
This is a messenger RNA of Chelmon rostratus (copperband butterflyfish), 2019 nucleotides long. It is a transcript of the gene prkcsh, whose product is annotated as protein kinase C substrate 80K-H. The transcript is spliced from 18 exons. The record is from RefSeq and is a predicted model, not a curated record. Gene Ontology annotation, molecular function: calcium ion binding. NCBI's taxonomy places the organism in Eukaryota, Metazoa, Chordata, Actinopteri, Chaetodontiformes, Chaetodontidae. Bases 192 to 1787 code for a protein of 531 amino acids. Gene Ontology annotation, cellular component: glucosidase II complex. Gene Ontology annotation, biological process: liver development; N-glycan processing.